Messenger RNA from Eurytemora carolleeae, 2961 nucleotides. RefSeq lists its product as uncharacterized. Gene Ontology annotation, cellular component: membrane. Bases 87 to 2927 code for a protein of 946 amino acids. Gene Ontology annotation, molecular function: transmembrane transporter activity. The record is from RefSeq and is a predicted model, not a curated record. NCBI's taxonomy places the organism in Eukaryota, Metazoa, Arthropoda, Copepoda, Calanoida, Temoridae. Gene Ontology annotation, biological process: transmembrane transport. The transcript has 10 exons.
UAAAUCUAAAGGUUUAUUCUUCAAGUCGUUGUUCCAACCAAUCCCUGCAACCGUACGAGAAGCUGAGGUAAUCAUAUUCCAUCAUCAUGGAUAGCAGCAGCAGCAGUAUAUUUAUCAAUCAAGAGAAUGCAUCCACGCUUAAAAUGUACCUUUGUGCGCUUCUGUACUUGUUACCAGGAUUUACAGGAGGAGCAGCAAUAUCAUAUUCAGCUGCAGCUCUGCCCUUCUACACAGAUUCAUCAAAUAACUCUACUAUUCAGAUGACAGAAUCAGAAGCUUCUUGGUUUGUGAGUUUGGGUGCACCAAUGCAGAUGCUGGGCAACUUUUUGUCAGGAUUUGUAAUGGAGAGGCUGGGUAGAAAGAGAACAAUCAUUUUUAGUUGUGUUCUUGUCCUCGUUGCUUCAACUAUACUAUCCUUUGCUACAAAAUAUGAGGUUCUGUUGGUGGGAUGUUUCUUGUGUGGCACUGCCGUUGGUCUUGUCAGGCCUGCAAUCAGUCUUGUUAUCUCAGAAAUAACACUAAUUCGGUUAAGAGGAUCAAUGGGGAGUUUGAUGACCCUCACACCAAAUGGUGGAUAUCUCUAUGGAAUUAUGUUUAGCAGUAUUGUUCCAGUUCAUAUUCUACCCUGGAUUCUUGUUUUACCAAGCAUCAUUUUCCUUGUCUUCUCCUGGUACGUUGUGGAAUCUCCAAUAUGGUUGAUGACAAAGGGAAGAACAACAGAGGCCAGAGAGGUGAUUGCCUGGCUAAGAGGACCUCAGUAUCAUCUUGAACCUGAAGCUAAGGAACUGGAGAACCUGGCAUGUGAACAACUAGGAGAUCAACCUGUGAGUAGGGAUCCUAUUCUUAGCAGAGCUUUUCUAUUUCCACUCUUCAUUCUUAGCUCCCUAUUCUUCUUCCAUGCACUAGUGGGUGGUGAUGAUAUAUCAUUCUAUGCAUUGACAGUAUUUGAUUAUCCAGGAGUAGCAAUCAGCCCGACCUUGAUGGCCAUGCUUUUUCAAACUUCCUUUACAGUUGGAUGCCUAAUAGCUCCGAUCAUAAUGCGAAAAAUAAACCGGCGCCCUCAGUUCAUUGCAGGCUCCAUAAUCCUUGGAUCCCUCAGUGCAAUUAUUGGAUUUUACUAUCAGUUCCAUUUUUACAAUAUUUCCUCGAUCCUAGCAUACUCACCUGUGUUCUUGCAUCUAGCCUUUGGUUUCGCCUAUGGUACCUUGUUUGGACCUAUACCUGUCACCUUGUCAAGCGAAAUGUUUCCUCAACACUUUAGAUCCUUGGGCUGUGGCAUCUCUAACUCUACAAGAUAUGUCUCACAGUUCAUUCAACUCAAAACCUACGUUAUGCUAAAGGAAUCGCUAGGCAUGAGUGGUGUAUACUAUAUUCACUGUGUGGUAGCAGUAUCUGCAGCAGCCUUUGCUUUUUUCCUUCUCCCAGAGACAAGAAAUAAAACCUAUACAGAGUUAGAGGAGAUGUUUAAGAAGAGUUCACCACCAGAUCUUGAAAAUGUUAAAUCUCCAAAUCCUAAAUUAGAAUUUCAAAUGUUUAUCUGUGCAUUUCUGUAUCUACUCCCAGGGUUUACUGGAGGAGCAGCAAUUUCCUACUUUGCUGCUGCUCUUCCCUACUACAUGGAGCCUUCGAAUAAUUCUACUAUUCAGAUGACAGAAUCAGAAGCUUCCUGGUUCGUGAGUUUGGGUUCUCCAAUGCAGAUGCUUGGUAAUCUUCUCAGUGGAUUCAUUAUGGAACGGUUUGGAAGGAAGAGAACUAUAAUGAUUGGUAGUUUACUUGUCAUCUUAUCUUCUGCUCUGCUUUCAUUUGCUCCUUCAUAUGAGGUACUUUUGGUUGGAAGCUUUCUAUGUGGAACUGCAGUUGGUCUUGUUAGCCCUGCAAUAAGUUUAAUCCUCUCUGAGAUAACAUUAAUAAGAUUGAGAGGUCCAAUGGGAAGUUUGAUGAAUCUAACACCAUGUGUGGGGUAUUUGUAUGGGUUUGUGCUUAGUAGUAUUGUUCCCAUUCAUAUUCUACCCUGGAUCCUUGUUUUACCAAGCAUCAUUUUCCUUACCUUCUUGUGGUAUGUGGUGGAAUCUCCAAUAUGGUUGAUGACAAAGGGAAGAACAACGGAGGCCAGAGAGGUGAUUGCCUGGCUAAGAGGACCUCAGUAUCAUCUUGAACCUGAAGCUAAGGAACUGGAGAACCUGGCAUGUGAACAACUAGGAGAUCAACCUGUGAGUAGGGAUCCUAUUCUUAGCAGAGCUUUCCUAUUUCCACUCUUCAUUCUUAGCUCCCUAUUCUUCUUUCAUGCACUGGUGGGUGGUGAUGAUAUAUCUUGCUACGCAUUAACAGUGUUUGAUUAUCCUGGGGUAGACAUCACUCCAAUCUUAAUGGCAAUGCUAUUUCAAAUGUCCUUUACAGUCGGAUCCUUUAUAGCACCCAUAGUUAUGGGAAAAAUGAACCGGCGAUCUCAGUUCAUUUCAGGAGCCAUCCUCAUAUCAUUGUGCAGCACAAUCAUAGGAUUUUAUUACCAGUUUCAUCUCUACAACAUAUCUUCAGUCUUAGCAUAUACUCCAGUACUACUGCAUUUGGCUUUUGGUGUCUCCUAUGGUGCUCUUUUUGGACCAAUUCCUGUCACUCUGUCAAGUGAGAUAUUUCCUCAACACUUUAGAUCCUUGGGCUGCGGAAUCUCUAACUCAACUCGGUUUAUCUCACAGUUCAUUCAACUCAAGAGCUUUCUAUUAAUUAAAGAAUCGCUGGGAAUGGCUGGUGUUUAUUAUAUUCACUGUGCAGUGUCUGUGACAGCAGCAGCCUUUGCUUUCUUCCUUCUUCCAGAGACAAGAAAUAAAACCUACACAGAGUUAGAGGAGAUGUUUAAGAAGAGUUCACCACCAGAUCUUGAAAAUGUGAAAUAUCGAAAUCCAAAAUUAGAAUUUAAAAUGUCUGAAUGAUUUUGAUACAAUAAAAUAACUAAAAAUAUAGAAA